Molecule: messenger RNA, 1783 nt
Organism: Trichoderma asperellum CBS 433.97
Lineage: Eukaryota; Fungi; Ascomycota; Sordariomycetes; Hypocreales; Hypocreaceae
Biological process (GO): transmembrane transport
Cellular component (GO): plasma membrane
Molecular function (GO): transmembrane transporter activity
Source: RefSeq, a predicted model, not a curated record
AGCUUUCAUCUUCCUCUUCUCAAAACUUCACAAAGGAUGAGAUUGUCGGCAUCCUCCUCAUCAUCAUCAUGAGUUCUUCGCCAGAAGACACAAAAAGCGGUUCAGAUUCGGAGAAGAAUCGGCUCUCACUUGACCUGACCGAUGUGGAGAAACAACCCGUAACGGUUGAAGAGCCAGUGCCGCCUCCGUACUCGAUAUUCACAACAUGGCAGAAACGAAUGUUGGCUCUUGGAGCCGCUUCCACAGCAUUUUUCUCCCCUAUAUCAGCUCAGAUCUACUUGCCAGCAUUAACACAAUUAUCGGAUGAACUUCAUGUUUCGAGCACCAAAAUCAAUCUUACCAUUACGACUUACAUGAUCUUUCAGGGCAUUACUCCUAUGUUCAUCGGAUCUCUAGCGGACAGUGGUGGAAGACGGCCGGCAUAUAUUAUCUGCUUCGUAAUAUACAUUGGCGCCAACAUUGGUCUUGCUCUUGCUCCCAGCUACGGGGCUAUUCUUGGCCUUAGAUGUCUCCAGUCUGCUGGUUCAAGCACCACCGUGGCACUGUGCAUGGCUGUCGUAGCAGAUGUCAUCACGUCCGCCGAACGAGGCCAAUACGUCGGUUUCACUGUUGUGCCUGUAGUUCUUGCCCCAGCGCUCGGUCCCAUCAUUGGAGGCGCCCUCUCUCAGACCCUCGGAUGGAGAGCUAUCUUCUGGUUCCUAACUAUAUUCGCGGGAGUGACUCUUUUCCUUAUUGCCAUGUUUCUGCCCGAGACUUGCCGUCACAUCGUCGGAGAUGGUUCAAUUUAUCCACCACCACUUUACAGAUCAGGCUGGCAGAUCUUAACUUCACGUUGGAACAAGGAUCGCAGGGUCCCUGCGGCCAAAAAUGCGUUCAAGUUUAAGCCACCCAAUGUCCUGGGAUCUCUGCUCAUGCUGCUGGAGAAGGAGACUGGGCUCCUUCUUGGCACCAGUAGCCUCAUUUUUGCCGGGUUUUACUGCAUUGCCACUGCGAUGCCCACUCUAUUUGCAAACUCGUAUGGGUAUGAUGAAAUCAAGGUGGGAUUGAUGUACUUGCCACUGGCAUUUGGCUCAGUUCUUGCCGCCAUGGUUGUUGGUCCUGGAAUCAACUGGAACUAUAAACGACACUGCGAGAAGCUCGGCAUCCCUCUCGACCGCAGCCGCCAACAAGAUCUUUCCAACUUUCCCAUUGAGCGUGUGCGACUGGAGAUUGGGCUUCCGCUGCUUGGCCUCAGUGGUCUUUCUCUAAUCGGCUGGGGCUGGGCCAUGGACCGUGUAGUUCAUGUUUCGGUCCCUUGUAUCGUCAGCUGUCUGAUGGGCAUGGGCAUGAUUGGCUUCAACAACACGUCCAACACAUUGCUCGUCGACAUCCACCCUGGAAAAGCUGGUACCGCAACUGCUGCGAACAACUUCACUCGAUGCUUGAUUGGAGCCGGGGCUACUGCGGCAAUCGUUCCUCUGAUGAACGCUAUUGGUGUAGGCUGGUCCUUCACGAUGAUUGGUCUCAUCUACAUAAUCUGUGCCCUACCAUUGUUUCUUAUUAUGGCAAGAGGCAUCAAAUGGCGGGCUGAAAAGAAGGCAAAAGAGGAACGCAAACAGAAGAAGAAGGAGGAAACUGCUCCAUGAAGAUGAAAUGAGAUGGAAUGAUGAUAGACCAUUUAGACCACAAGUGCUGAGAUACCUAUGUCUCAUACUAUAAAAGCAUACCGCAAGAUUGAUACAGCAUACCACAUAGCGAUUAUAUUAGACAUUUAUUAAUACCUUUUGAAUAUACAUGUACGGAG